Messenger RNA from Nezara viridula (southern green stink bug), 1946 nucleotides. NCBI's taxonomy places the organism in Eukaryota, Metazoa, Arthropoda, Insecta, Hemiptera, Pentatomidae. The record is from the annotation of a GenBank genome assembly.
UUAAAAAAUUAAACUGUUUAUUUUCCUUAUUUGUUCUUCGAUGCUAAUGCAGUCUGAUUUUCUGUAAAUUAAGCUGAUAACACAAUAUAAAAGCUCGAAGACGUCGCCAUUACUGCACAGUCCUGAGUUAUUUAUUAUUUAGGUAAGGAUCUUAUGUGAACGAGGUUCUUAGUGAUCGAAGAAAUGAUUGCUCUAAUCUUUCUUGGGGCUUGUGUUGGAUUCAGCAUCGCUGGAGAAGGUGGUUCUGUUUACCUUAUCAAUCUGAGUGGUUCAGAUUGGAAACUAACUCAUCGUGAAUCCCAUGUAAUGAACGACUGGAAAUUUCCCGAUUUUCUUAAAAAUGGGGACACAGCACGUGUUUACGUAGAGUUCAGGCACAACUCCAAAUCAGUUAACGCUAGAGUUGAUUACGAACUUGUUGGAACAAGAGGAAAGAGCUUUCAAAUAUUAGCGCAUGGAAAACCUCGCCGAUUGGAAGCUGUCUAUAACAAUUUGGAAAUUGAUGGCCAACCGAAGGGAAUGAGACGCAGUUUAGGGUGGAGGCAUAACGGAGAUACUAAUUUUAUUAUCAUCGGAAAUAAUGGAAAAUACACCGGCACCAGUUUGGACGGUUCUAACUGGAUGAAGAACAAUAUAGACCUCUUAGGGAAAAGAACUCUUAAGCAAAUAUCCAUUCCUGGCGCUCAUGAUGCGGGUAUGAGCAGACUGAAUGGGCACACUGCUUUUGGUAGACCUUGCAAUGUGCUUACUCAAAGUCAUUCUUUUGGGGAGCAGUUAAAUCUUGGUAUCAGAUACUUUGAUAUAAGACCAGUUAUUGGUAACGGUGGUGAUUAUCUCACCGGACACUACACUCAUAUUAAAGGUAGCUGGCAGGGUGGCAACGGUCAGUCUAUCUCCUCCAUUAUAACCGACCUCAACGCUUUUACCAAGAACCACAAUGAACUAAUAAUAAUUAAAUUAUCGCAUUCUCUUAACACUGAUGUCGGAUCAAAUAGCUACAGAAAGUUUAAACAAGAAGAGUGGGAGAAAUUGUUCCAAAAACUGGACACAAUAAAUUUUCUUUAUAAAAAUAGCAACAAUGAUGUACAUCUUGAUCAGAUUACACUAGACGAUUACACGAAUCAUGGGUCAAGAGCUUCCGUUGUUAUAAUUGUUGAUGAUCCUGAUUCCAAAGUACAAUUAGGCAGUAGGAUGGGUAAGGGUUACUUUAUGCCUAACAACUUGGUGAUUUAUGAUGAUUAUUCUGGCAGUAAUAAGUGGUCGAAAAUGAUUGGUGAUCAAAUCAAAAAGAUGCACGAGCAUUCUAACAAAGAGUAUUUCUUACUUUCAUGGACCCUGACUCAAAGUGGAUUUCAAGCCUUCAUAUGCAAGCCUUCUGUAAAGGAUCUCGCAGACCAGGCUAAUAUUCAUUUAGGUUUCUUCUUGUAUAAAGAAGUUUCUUCUGGCUCAUACCCGAAUAUCAUUCUUGUUGACAACGUGAAGGACACUGACGUUGCAUCAAUGGCACUGGCUAUAAGUACUAAAGUAAUGUGACAAUUUAGUUAUAAUUAAAUACCUAAAUAUCAUGAUGCUGUUAUGGAAAUUUAAUACAUGAACUAACUUUAAUUUUAGUUACAAUGACCAUAAUACAUGCUAUAAUUUUAAAAUGAAAAACCUUUUUUAUUUUUAUAACAAACCAAUGCCUGUUUCAUACAAAGAUCGUGGUAUAUAUUAUUUUAAUUUAUUAUUUUUGAAUGGUUAAAAGUGAAUAUAAACUGGAAGAGACGGUUAAAAUUUUCACCACAAGGAGCUGCUUGGUCUUCAUCGAUAUCCAAAUCCAAGCCCACAAGAGCUGAGCAAUAACCUAAAUAUCCUCAGUUCAUAAGGGAUUUGAUUUGACUGACAGACAACCAUCAAACAGAAAGAUAUUUAACCGACUCGACCGAAAUAAUCAACUUAAAUGAGAA